GACAAUUGCAGCCUUCAACCAUCUGGUGCGACAAGUCCGAAGCGUCGACAAUCUCCCGCGAUGUCCUCUCUAUAUAACCUCGAGCCGCAACCCACGGCCUCAUGCAUCCUGCACACCACGAACGGCGACAUCUCCCUGGAGCUCUGGGCCCAACAGGUCCCUCUCACAUGCCGCAACUUCCUGCAACACUGCCUCGAUGGGUACUACGAUAACACAAUCUUCCACCGUCUGGUGCCGGGGUUUAUUCUACAAGGUGGUGACCCGACCGGUACAGGAUCGGGCGGGGAAUCGAUAUACGAUGGCGGGGCGUUCGGCGAACCGCGACCGCCUGAGGGGAAUGGGAUCUGGCCGAUGGAGGAGCGCAAAGGCAAGAACGCCGGGGCGCAUGGCGCCGGGUUCAAGGACGAAUUUCACAGUCGGCUGAAGUAUAACAGGAGAGGCUUACUGGGGAUGGCCAACGAGGGACCCGAUACGAAUGGGAGUCAGUUCUUCUUGACGUUGGAAAACACCCCCGAGCUGCAGGGAAAGAACACUCUUUUUGGAAGGGUUGUGGGAGAUACCAUAUAUAACUUGGCCAAGAUUGGAGAGGCAGAGGUGGAGGAUAAUAGGCCUAUUUAUCCUGUGACGCUUACAAGCGUUGAGGUGCUGCAGAACCCGUUCAAGGACAUGGUUACAAGAUCACGCACAGCUGCGCCCACGAUAUCAGAAAAACCAGCACCGAAGCCUAAAAAGAGGAAGCUCACAAAACAGCUCCUCAGCUUCGGCGCCGACGAAGAAGAAGGGGACGACGCACCUGUGCUGAAGAAGGCCAAAUUUGACACUCGAAUCGUCAUGGACGCUGAACUUGCGGCAGCUCCGACGAUCUCGGGAUCUAAACCAGAGAAGAAGGCGGAGAAGAAAGCCCAAAAAAUAAUCAAGAAGCCUAUAUCCGUCAAAUCGUCGCCCGAGCCAUCACCAGCCCCUAAAUCGCUGCCCUCACGGCCUUCUAAACCCGUCACCCGCGAGCCCUCAUCCUCCCCAGAGCCAGUCCAGAAGGUAUCUUCCCUCCUCGAUCGCACCAACGCACAGAUUGCCGAGCUCAAAGCCUCGAUGAAACGCACUGUCACUGCCGCCCCCGUGGCUGCUCCCAAGAAAUCCGCUCUCGAGUCUAUGAUCCCGUCGACUUCGAUCCGUGGGCGGAAGCGCAAGCCCGGCGGAGGUGGCGCGGCAUCCGACCAGCAGGCUCUGGAUAUUCUGAAGGCGUUUCAGGCGAAGCUUGACAGUGCGGGGCCGGAGAAGGAGGUUGAGAGCUCGACGCCCCUGGUGGGUGUGGAGAGCAAAGAAGACGAUGGUGAUGGAGAUGAGGAGGCUGCGCUCUGCGAUUUGCACUUCAUUGCUGAGUGCCAGUCUUGCAAGUCGUGGGCUGCGCAAGCUGAGGGCGCCGAUGCCGAAGAUGAAGAUGACGGCGCGUGGAUGUCACAUGCACUGUCGUUCCAGGCGGAUAAGCUAGGGAAGGACCUGAGCUAUCGCAAAAAGGCGGAGGAGGAGUUGGUGGUGAUUGAUCCUAGGGAGAAGGCGAGGACGCUGAAAGAAGAGAAGAAGGCGCAGAGAGAUGCGAGGAGUGGAGGGGGAAGUAGGGCGUGGGAUGCGGCGAAGAAUGAGAAGAUGUCCAGGGCAGCGGGGUUGGCGGGGAGGGGGGCGAAGUGA
Molecule: messenger RNA, 1686 nt
Organism: Pseudogymnoascus destructans
Lineage: Eukaryota; Fungi; Ascomycota; Leotiomycetes; Thelebolales; Thelebolaceae
Gene: CWC27
Product: Peptidyl-prolyl isomerase cwc27
Exons: 1
Coding region: 61-1686 (541 amino acids)
Biological process (GO): protein folding; protein peptidyl-prolyl isomerization
Cellular component (GO): catalytic step 2 spliceosome
Molecular function (GO): peptidyl-prolyl cis-trans isomerase activity
Source: RefSeq, a predicted model, not a curated record